CCCGUAUGUAACUGCUAUAAAUCGACUCCUCUACAACACGAGGCAGAAGGACCGCAGCCGUGAUCGUCUUCACUUCUGUCCUCGCUCUUACUCAUUCACACCUUCACUCACACUCUAAGCCGGUACUCGACGUAUAUAUACUCCAUAACGCUUGUCUUUAGGAAAGAAAGCCUCCCUGUUGUUUUUCUCUUUGGGUCAUUUACAAGCAAACAUUUAGCCGUAGUUGUAUAGUAGCCUUAGCCAUUUUUUUUUUUUUUUUUUUACACUUCUAUAUUAGUCUCCCACUGCCUUCCUGUUGUCAUCUAUUGCGUUGAUCGUCUUUAUAGAAAGACGGAAAAGAAGCGAAGCCGUGGCGUACUACAGAUUUAUUUUCAGAGAUAUUUAUAAUUACUGAAAGUUUUUCUUUGUCUUGUCACAUUAAAGGGUGGGGGAAAAAAUGGCUGACUUCCACUGAACGCCAUUUUAUGUUUCUUUCCCGCCCUUCACUGACAAAACGAUUUAUACUUUCGCUUCAUCCUUAGUAGUAGUCUUUAUUUAUUUGUUUAUAAGCAACAGCAAUAUGAAGCUUUCUGAUUUCUCGGACAUUCAACCAACAUAAUUGAUACCUGAGGCGGCUUAUAAGAUAGAUAGGGGGGGACCGAAACGGAACUUGAUUUUUUUUUCUUACAUAAUUUUUUUCUUGUCCUUCCAUAACGGAAGUAGUCCAACUUGGCAUUUUUUUCACGACUUCCGGUAGUCGGGGUGUGUGUUUGUGAUAUUUAUAUUUCCUUUAAUUUUUUUUUUUUUAAUAUUUCGAUGGACGGCCAUCCUGCAUUUAUGCAAAUCAAAGACAUAAGACCUGGUCUGAAGAGUCUUAAUGUUGCUUUUAUUGUUCUGGAAAUAGGUAAACCUACUCGAACCAAAGAUGGACAUGAUGUGCGGUCGUGUAAAGUGGCCGAUAAAUCCGGUUCGGUCAACGUGUCCGUGUGGGACGAAGCAGGCUGUUUGCUACAAACCGGAGACAUCUGUAAGCUGACGAAAGGUUAUUCCUCACUUUGGAAAGGAUGUUUGACACUGUAUACUGGCAAGAAUGGUGAAAUCACCAAAAUGGGAGAAUUCACGAUGCAGUUUAUUGAGACACCAAACAUGAGUGAAGCCAAUUUAGAUUUCAAGCAGGAUGUCCCUGGUCAGCGGAAGUCUCCUCCAUCAGAACAACCAGACAAUGGAAACUCCUCUCAGUCAAUGAUAAUGAACCAAGGCCCACCUGUACCGAACAAUGCCAUUAUGGCCAGACCCCCGAUGCCAGUUCCUAUGGGCGUCCCUCCUGGUGUUCCUACAGGUAAUGGUCAAGUCGGUCCCAGUGGUUUCAACAACCGAAUGCCCAGGCCAAACCUACCGAGAGGAGUAGGGGUUGGUGGAGGCGGCGGUGGUGGAGGAGCUGCAAUGAAUGGACGUGGAAGAGGCAACCGCAGAUAACCAGUUGAAAGAGCCUUCAGCAACAAAAGGGGAGGUAUCUCAUCUGGUUUGUCCUCUACCAACUUCUCAAACAUUACAGACUCUUAACCACCUUCCCCACUCCCCAAACAACAACUUCAGUUCUUGAUUUUUUUUUGUUUUCUUCUCUAUCCCCUCCCCCAGAGGAACAAAGCAGUGACACAAUUUUAAUUAUUAAAAUAUCCAUAAACACACACACUGUGUGUGUGUAUGUGUUUUAAGGAGUUUGCUUCACAGCCAAUUGGUUCUAGGGUUCAGUCCCCACUGCAUGCUGCUGAGGCAAGUAAAUUCUUCCUUAGCCUUGCUUUGAUCAAAACCAUGGGAGCCGAGUUUGGGAGAUGGAAACUGUGCUGAAGCCUUCCAUCUGUGUGUUUUGUGUGUGUGUGCCUAAAGUUCAGUGUAGUCUGUUAAUCUCUUGUGACUUAGAGGUUUGACAAGUAGAGAUGGAAAAAUAAAAUGAUGUCAUGCUUGGUAGUUGACUAAUAUUUUGAGGAUGGUGCACCAGCAUGGCUACAACCCAGUGGCUGAAUCUACUAAAAAUGGAAUGUGUGCGCGUGUAUGCAUAUGCUUUUGUCUAUUAGUUAUAUAUACCCCAUAAAUACACACACACACACUCUCUCUCUCUAUCUGCUUUCAUAACUGAGAUCGUAUAAGUGUAUAGUUGGAAAAAAAAAAGUCCCAUUUGGUUUCAGCCCUGAGCCUUACUUUUGUUAGCUGAAUGGCCUACUGGUUGAGUAUUCCGGUUGUGUCCAUCCUUAAUGUGAAUCUUCAGACAGAAUCAGCAUGGAAAGGUGGGAUCCAGGUUUAUAUACUUUUUUGAAUAUGAAGUACAAUGCAGCCAAGGGCUUCUGCACAGUUUCCACUGAAUUUAAUUGAUCAGCCUUACUUUGGCCCAAGGGAGUGACAUAAGGCACAAUGCCAAAGACACCACAGUUGUAUUGAACCUGGAUCCUCAUGGUUGUAAAGUAAACUUCUCAAUCAUUACACAUACACACACACAUAUAAACACAUACACAUCUAUAUACUCUGCUCUCCUCUCCCAGGUUUGACCUCUCAACAUACUUCAUUAUCAUUUCAUUAUUUACAAUACAUUUUUCUUACAAAUUCU
Octopus sinensis (East Asian common octopus) is the source of this 2581-nucleotide messenger RNA. Its product is annotated as SOSS complex subunit B2. Bases 796 to 1455 code for a protein of 219 amino acids. The transcript is spliced from 6 exons. Gene Ontology annotation, biological process: mitotic cell cycle checkpoint signaling; response to ionizing radiation; double-strand break repair via homologous recombination. Gene Ontology annotation, molecular function: DNA binding. Lineage: Eukaryota; Metazoa; Mollusca; Cephalopoda; Octopoda; Octopodidae. The record is from RefSeq and is a predicted model, not a curated record. Gene Ontology annotation, cellular component: SOSS complex.